Molecule: messenger RNA, 654 nt
Organism: Equus quagga
Lineage: Eukaryota; Metazoa; Chordata; Mammalia; Perissodactyla; Equidae
Gene: MRPL23
Product: mitochondrial ribosomal protein L23
Exons: 5
Coding region: 139-603 (154 amino acids)
Biological process (GO): mitochondrial translation
Cellular component (GO): mitochondrial large ribosomal subunit; ribosome
Molecular function (GO): structural constituent of ribosome
Source: RefSeq, a predicted model, not a curated record
UCAGGUGGGCGUCAGGUGCGGGCAGGUGCAGGCCGGGCGGGGGCCUGCGCGCGUCCUCCCGGGAGCGAGGGGGCGCUGUGCCCGGGGCCGCGCGGGCCGUGCGUGCCCCUCCUUCCGCCCGCGGCCCCGGAAGCGGCGAUGGCGCGGAACGUGCUGUACCCACUGUACCAGCUGGGCAACCCCCAGCUACGAGUCUUCCGCACCAACUUCUUCAUUCGGCUGGUGCGGCCCGGCACGGCCCAGCCUGAGGACACCGUGCAGUUCCGGAUCCCCAUGGAGAUGACCAGGGUGGACCUCAGGAAUUAUCUAGAGCGUAUUUACAACGUGCCCGUGGCCGCCGUGCGGACGAGGGUGCAGCACGGUUCCAACAGGAAGAGGGAUCACAGAAACGUCAGGAUCAAAAAGCCAGACUACAAGGUGGCCUAUGUGCAGCUGGCACACGGACAGACCUUCGCUUUCCCAGAUCUGUUUCCUGAGAAGAAGCAGAGUGAGGGCAGCACCGCUGUGGACGAGGACAUCCAGGACAAGUUCCUGGAAGAGCAGAGGGAGAGGCAGAGGCACGACCCUCGGCGCGGGGGCGUCCCCAACUGGUUUGGCCUGUGACAGGCCCCAGCUCUGACAGCUCUAAUAAAAAUCUCGCUUGCGGAGAGACGA